Messenger RNA from Hyalella azteca, 1398 nucleotides. Its product is annotated as tripartite motif-containing protein 12A-like. Lineage: Eukaryota; Metazoa; Arthropoda; Malacostraca; Amphipoda; Hyalellidae. Gene Ontology annotation, molecular function: ubiquitin protein ligase activity; zinc ion binding. The transcript is spliced from 3 exons. The annotation marks the transcript as partial. The record is from RefSeq and is a predicted model, not a curated record. Gene Ontology annotation, biological process: protein ubiquitination.
UGCAGGAAAUGCAGCCAGAUGAUUGGAAAACAGUCAAUGCCGCUGAGUAUUUGAAAUCUAUCUGAUGUGUUUAUCUCUAAAUGAAAUCGUCUGUUAUUUUUUGCCUACCAUCUGAUAAUUUAACAGGACCUGAAUGCAUACAGUUUGUAUGAAGUAUUUUGCCAAGAGGCAAUCUUCUCAACAGAUAGUUUAAACAUGAUUUUUUCUUAGUGUUAUGUUAGCAGCACCUCGACAUGGCAACCGCAAUGAUAGAGUGCGAAAUUUGCAACGAAGAAUUCGACUCUGGCAACCACAAGCCACUUUGUCUGACCUGCGGCCACACAUUUUGCUUCUCUUGCAUUUUGGAACUAACAACUUCAUCCGAUAUUUGCAUCUGCCCUAAAUGCAAGAAAGAAACUGCCCAAGAUAUCGAUAAAAUAUUGGUUAACUACGCAUUAAUGCCAUCUGAAAACAAACCUUAUCAACGCUUACCACGUUCACCGUCAGAAACGCGAUGUCUUCAGCACCACAAGACGCUGGAUUAUCUGUGCGUGGACUGCAUCAAAUUAACAUGCUUCAAGUGCACCAGGGACACGCACGGCACGCACAAAGUUGAGGCGAUCGACGACCUGGUCAGUGGAGAUGAAAGUGCUAUGAACUCUACGAGGAAAAUACAGACCACGAUGCAGAAUAAGAUUUUCGGCUUGAAAAAUUUAGCCACGGCACUUAAUGACUUUUCGGGUUGGAUUGAUGACGCAAUCAACGUGAAGAAUGAUUUGGAUGAAUGGAAAGAAGCGCUGCAGGUCCAAAUAAUUUCUGCCGACAAAGAUUUUCAGGCCUGGAAGGAUUUGGUCUCCAAUGUCGACGAGGAAGAGAGACUUGAAUGCAUGGAAAUUUUACGUCGCCUUAAAUUAGAGCCUGAAGUAUAUUCAAAAUUGCCCGAAAUCACGGAGAAACUGGGAGCAGUUGUUGAGAACUACCGUUCGUUAAAGAUGCCAUCAAAUCCGCAUAACCUCUUGCCGCAUGGACAACAUUGGACAGUAACUAACAGUGAUGAAGGCGGGCGAGCUGUACGUAGUCUGUUAAACAACAGGAAGCCCAGCCGCCUCGUAGUGAUAUCCCUCCACACGGACCCCAUCCCGAGCCUCAGUGAGCUACUGGCGCUAAUUGUUUCCAACGACACCGGCGACCUGAGCUUGGUUAACUUGGACACCUUCUGGUGGCCCCCAAAGUCUGAUUUUUAUUGUAGUGUAGACUUCAUCAAAGAGUUUGGACGCUGGCUCAGCGCCGUGUACGGCACCCCAUACGACCUCGUCUCCUACAUGAGAGAGCGACAGCGCGAGCCCCGCAUGUUCGGCCUCCGCUUCGAAGAUGAGGGUGCCGUUGACUACUGUAUAAAAAUGGAACUACCUGCAUGUG